Lates calcarifer (barramundi perch) is the source of this 4367-nucleotide messenger RNA. RefSeq names its product NF-kappa-B-repressing factor. Lineage: Eukaryota; Metazoa; Chordata; Actinopteri; Centropomidae. Gene Ontology annotation, cellular component: nucleolus; nucleoplasm. Gene Ontology annotation, molecular function: nucleic acid binding. The record is from RefSeq and is a predicted model, not a curated record. The transcript is spliced from 3 exons. Bases 522 to 2903 code for a protein of 793 amino acids.
UCACUGAUAACGACCAUUUCCUGCGAUUUUCAUAUCGAUCCAGCUAAGUUUGAAAACCACACGUGCACAUUAGUGACAUGAAGUGCACUGACAGCAGUCCGCUCUGCCUGAACUCUGCGGCGGCAAAGCAUUCUGGGUCAGUGCGGUGACAGACGCCAUGAUUUUCCUGUAGCUGGACCAGAAAAUGGAUGCUUCCUGCAGUAGCUGAAUGGGUAUCUGUAUCUCCCCGGGAGGUUACAACUACCAGUUACGGAAAAGUCUCCUGAAAAGACACGAGUCCGCCUGUCGGUUCGCUGUAAGGAGCCGAGUCUGGUAGAAAACUCAGAGAGCAGGCUGUCGCUGCUGAAGUUAGCUAGAGGCUAGCUGCCUAAUGCUAGCAGUCACCAGGCUAGGCUAACACGAUAAUAAUAAUAUUAAAAAUAAAGGCACUGUCUCCUGCUUAGCCAAAGGACAGCGAUAUAAGUCGGAACAAAGGCUACACCUUAAGGUAUGGCCUGGAUUUGAUUCGGACGGUGCUGGUGAUGGCAGAAGGGACUGACACUGUCGAAAUGCCCUCCUUUGACCCAAGUCCUAGUUCUGAAGCAAAAAAGAGACCUUCUUCUUCUGAUGGCAGAGACGAGCCCAUGAGGAAAAUGCCUGUGUCAAAAUUUGGUUCCAGACCUCGAUUUGAGCCUGUUCACUUUGUCAGUGGUGGAAGCAGUGGAGGAACCGGCACUGAUGAGAAGGAGAAUGAUAAGGACCGCCGGAGGAGCGAGUUGUAUGGUGUGAGACAGUGGGACACCGAACACUCUUCCUAUAGCAGUGGCAUCAGCAGAGCUCAGGGCUCCUCGUCCCUGAGGCCUGCUUUUGACAGAGUGCCAUCGUACAGUUCCGACUCUUGGGGUUCCCAUAGAGACAGAGACCGAGAGAGAGACAGAGAGAUUUCUUCCGGUAGUACAAGUGGCUUAGGUUAUGGAGGACGUGGGUCCACUUCAAACUUCAUGGCUAAAACACAGCAGGACUACACAGCCAAAUAUGAAGCCCACAGCUCCCGAAAUUCAGACUCCUAUUCUCAGCCCCACAGGUACAAUGGAUAUGGGGGAGCGAGCAGGUCAGCGGGAUGGGAUUCAGGACGUCAGGGUUUGGGGUACGGUUAUCAGGACCGGCCUUCAUCAAGCAGGCCAUUCAGCAGAGUCUACAAUAGCCCGGGCAGGAGCAGUCCUACCACGUCUCAGCUGGGCUCUUCAUCACAGCCUCUUCCCAUAUCUCAGUCAACAUUAGAUGACAAGCAAAGGCUGAUUGCUAAUGUAGCAUCUGCGUUGGUUGUUGCUUUUAGGGACCCUAUGUUUAUGACUGGAAGUGACUCGCCUAACUAUAAUUUCAUGUUGAGCCGCAGCAUUCAGGCGUGCAAGACCAACCCUGAGUAUAUUUAUGUCAACCUGAAGGAUAUUCCUCAGGCUGACCUACCAAAGAACAGGAAAGUACCAGCAGACGGUUAUGCCUGUGAACUGAGAUGUCAGGGUGUGUAUCUUGCUACCGGAUACUCCGGCAGUAAAAAUGGAGCGAGGGACCGCGCCUCUGAGCAGGCUGUAAAACUCUUCCUGAAACCAGUUGAAGUUCGUGUUGUGCAGCGCAAAUACAGACACUCAAUAGUUAAUGACAUGGUUGUGUGCCAGAUGCACAGCCCGACCCCGGCCUUUUUACCUGCACUCCGCAACCCUGAGGACAAACCUACGCCCAGCUCUAAGGGCCAAUACGAGCCCGACAAACGGAAGCACUGGACAGAGUUUGUGGUCAUGGACAACGCUCACGACGCCAUCUGCAUCCUCAACAACUCUGCAGCUUUCAAUCGCAUGAAGAUAGACUACAAGUUUGACCUUCUUCCCAAUAACAGUGCCUGGCUGUGCAGCGUCUUCCUGCAGGAUGAGCUGGUGGCGCAGGCGACGGGCACCAAAAAGAGCUCAAAGCACGCAGCCGCUCAAGAGGCGGUGAGUAAACUUCGCAUGAACCAGGCGCAGCGACAGCAGCAGCAGCAACAGCAGCAGCAACAACAGCAGCAGCAACAGCAGCAGCAGCAACAACAAUCACAAUACUCCAGAGGGAAUAACCAGUCAGAUUUUGGUGGACGCUUUGGGCAGCAGGGUGUCAAAAAGAAGCAUCUAAGUGAGUUGGUAAUCCUGGAAAACUCUGACAAUGCUAUUUGUAUCAUUAAUGACACAGCACAGUUUAAUAAAGUGACUGCUGAUUACAAGUUUACCGUUCUGCCUGAUCAUCGCUGGAGGUGUGAAGUUUAUGUAGAGGGGCAGUAUGUGGCAGCAGGCAUUGGGCCCAAGAAAAUAGUGAAGCACAUUGCAGCGGAGGAGGCUCUGGCCACCCUGAGACAGACGCAAGCUGUGGUCAAAUCCAACCUGAGAAAGGAGGGUCACAGUGACGCCAUAUCUCGAUCCCAGAUCCUGGCUCGCUCUGGUGAGGAGGCCACAAGACAGGAGAUAAAAGAAGACAACAUAGGAAACCAGCUGCUCCGCAAGAUGGGCUGGAAAGGUGGUGGUCUGGGCCGAGAUGGCGAGGGCAUCUCAGAACCGAUCAGAGUGAAGGAGCAGUUUUCUAGAGAGGGGUUAGGCAUGGACACAGACAAAACAGGAAAUCAACUCAGCAAGCGAGACAUUGAGGACAUAAUUCGCAACUACGCCAGCUCAGACCGUCAGGAUGAUCUUCGCUUCUCCACUGACCUCACCAAUGACGAGCGCAAACAGAUCCACCAGAUAUCUCAGAAGUACGGCCUACGAAGCAAGUCAUAUGGACAGGGACGGCAACGGUUCCUCAUUGUCAGUCGCAAAGUACACAAAGACCAGCUCAUCGGUCAACUUUUACAGGAAGGUCAGGUGGGACGAUAUGAGCUUGUGAAACCUCAGGCCUCUCACUAAUUUGCAUGCAAAGCAAACCAGGGGAAAAAUAGGCAAAAAAAAUCAUCAUAGGCUUGGACUUCAGAGCAAAACACAUUCAAGUGUAACUGCAAUGUUUAUACUUGUGUGUGUGACAAAUUACAACACACAUUAACAAAUGAGAAUCUUUCAGGUAUCACCUGUGGUUUCUGCAUUCCUUCGCCAUGAAAUGUACUUUAGCUUUAGCAGGAGCUGUAGGAUAAAUAAUUUAAUGUCUUUUGUGUCUCCUGCCAUUCCACAUGUCUUAUGUUUAACUUUUGCACAGGCUUGUGUUCAGUGCUUUGUGGUAUCAUGUCCUGAUGAUGCUCCAGUUAUUUCAUGACUUAAAAAAAAUGACAUUACAAGGUUUUUGUCACCAUUUUUUUUCGUGGCUAUUUAAGGAACCUGGCAGAAUAUGCAGCUUUUCACUGCUCGUUUGUGAACAACACUCUAGACAGUUGACUCAUGAGAGAUGAGGAUUAGAGAGGCAUUAUCGCUGAACUGUAGCUAGGUGCUCAUACCAGUCUCACUGUAGUGAUACAUGUCUAUUCAGCAAUACCUGCAAUGUUGUUUGCUCUUUCAACAUCUGGAGCUCAUUCUACAAAUACAACCUGCAUCCACAAUGUGAAAACCUUCACAUGGAAACUGUAAGCUGUGAUCUUUGUUAAAUGUCAGAUGUGUUGGUUUAUGUGAGUACAGUUAACUUGUCUGCUUGUUUUCACAGCUGUAAAAUCAGAAUAAAUGAAAACUUAUCAACAGGCUAAACUCGAUUCAGAUGGAUAUUUUUGUACUGAGUUUUUUAAAAAAGCAACAAAGACGACUGAUGUAUAUUUAUUUUAUUUACAAGAAAAUGUACAGUUUGUUACAUGGGUUACCAGUGCAAAGUUUUUAAUCUGAAAACAGACACCAUCCUGUUUUUAAACAGUAUCAUCAGCUCAUUAUGACAGCUGAUUUGUAAGAUUGUAAAAUAGCGUAAAAAUGUUCUCACACAGCCUUUAAAUGUCAGCAUUAUGAAAUUUGCGUGAAACAAAGUCAAGUGCCCAGAGAGGGUACUAAAUGUCUUGUUUCAGUUGUAGAGGAACAUAUGUGGUCACCAAUAUCUAGAACAUUUUUAAAAUCCAAGGCAUGGCUUUACAAGUAUUGUUGCGAGAAAAGGCAUCUGUUGUGUUGACAACUUGUUAGAGGGAUGGGUGUCCAUGCCAGGUUAAUUUUCUAUCCCACUGAAAGGCUUUCAAAAGGCAGAAAUAAAUAAAACCAAAAGGAGUGAACCCACUGAAACAGGAAUAACACCCAUGAACAGCUUUGUUGUUUUUUUGGAAAUAUGAACUGUUGGCAUCUACACAGCAAACCACACAGCAAGCAUAUCUAAUUAACUGUCACCGAAUCAUCCAGCCAGUUUAAAAAAAAAAAAAAAAACAGGUAGAAAAGUGAUAACUGAGAGACUGGCCAUUGCCUUUUUUUUUUUUU